AUGUUUGAUCGGAAGUCCGAUUUCCGAUCAAGCUACGAUUUUUUCAAAGGAAUUAAGGAUAGCUUCAGUUGCGUGCCUAUGAUGACAUUAACUGCCACCUUGAGUCAGACCCAAGUGCAGAGUUUGUGCGCGGAUUAUUUGAAGAAUCCUGUCCUUAUUAAAGGUUCGAUCAAUCGCAGCAACAUCAAGCUGAACAUUAAGUCAUGCGUUACAUCAAAGAAGAAGAAGAGCUCCAGAUCAGCAGUAAAAGAAAAUACAAAGGAAGACAUUUGGUCGGAAUGUGCUACGGAUAUAAAGAAUAUAUCUGGUGAUGAAUAUGCCAUCGUAUACAUGGAUUUUCGUAGUGAUGUUGAACUAAUGACGUCAUCACUCAAGCUGCUAUUAGGCGAAGAAAAUGUUAGACCUUAUUACAGAAAAGGGAUGACUCACAAUGUAAAGAAGAAGACUGACUCUGUCUUCAUAGGAAAAGAGUUUCAAGUUUUGGUAGCCACUGAGUCCUAUGAGGUUGGCACACAUAGUGCACAUGUGGACAAUAUUUUCAGGGUGGGUUGCAUGCGUAAUCUUAGUGUUAUGAUCCAAGAAUUUGGGAGAGCUGGAAGAAGUGGUAACAACACUUAUGGUUUUCUUCUAAUCAAUGAGACAAAGGACGACCAAAGAUUAGCUUUCUGGACCAAAAACUGUUCAAAAAGUGAAGAAGAACAGAUAAAAGCACAACUAAUUCAAUCAUGGCGCUGCGUCUACUCUAUAUACUGCGGGCGAUGUAUGAGAGAGGAAAUAAUUAGUAAGUUUGGAGAAGGUCAGCUGGAGUUGCAGUGUGUAGACGAGUGUUGUUCCAGUUGUGAUAUCAAAGAUGAAAGAGAUUUCAACGCAAAGGAAGCGAUAAGGCUUCUACUUCAGGCAGUUUUAGACCUUGGACUAAUACAAGCUUAUAAGGACAAAUAA
This is a messenger RNA of Porites lobata, 942 nucleotides long. Lineage: Eukaryota; Metazoa; Cnidaria; Anthozoa; Scleractinia; Poritidae. The record is from the annotation of a GenBank genome assembly.